Molecule: messenger RNA, 2037 nt
Organism: Rhizoctonia solani
Lineage: Eukaryota; Fungi; Basidiomycota; Agaricomycetes; Cantharellales; Ceratobasidiaceae
Product: Retrotransposable element Tf2 protein
Exons: 2
Coding region: 1-2037 (678 amino acids)
Biological process (GO): proteolysis
Molecular function (GO): nucleic acid binding; zinc ion binding; aspartic-type endopeptidase activity
Source: RefSeq, a predicted model, not a curated record
AUGGCAACCCGCUCCCGGCCACCCUCUCGAGCCCGCUCCCCUAUCGAUCAGGGAGAGCUGGGACCCUUCCUUCCGCCAGCCUCCCCUGAGCUCGGCGAAGUAUCUCUCGAGCGGGUCAUCCGCCUUCUCUGGGGACUCCAAUCCCAGGUUGACCGCAUCGAGCGGACCCUCUUGGAGCAAGCCAAAGUUAGCCAAGAGGUUCGGACCAAUAUCGAAAACAUCUCACAAGCGGUCAAUACUGUCAAGGAUGGGCUUGCCCAACUCCAGCAAUCCCGGGGCCCCCACACCCCAGAAGAACAAAAACCCCCCGCGGUCGAGGAAACUCCCAGGGCCGCGCCCAAAGUCAAGCCUUUUGGCAAGACUCAACCAUCCCUUGGGGCCCCAGCCCCCAUCUUCCCUACAGGGGCCCCUAGGCGCAACCCCCUCACCCUUUUCAACCCCUAUCCCUCCUCUUCCUUCCCUUCUGGACCGGCUCCAGCCCCCCAAGGACCUCCACCAGCGCCUGUCGUUACCCCGGCGCAGCCUCCAGCCCCCUCCACUGUAAAGGUGGACCACCCAGAUGCCUUCAAAGGCAAGAUAGGCUUGGAGGCCAAGCAAUGGCUAACCCGCAUGUUGGCCUGGGUUCGCCUCAACCAGAGGCAGUUCCCCUCGGACUUGGAGGUCCUCAGCUUCCUUCUCAUGAACAUGGAGGAAGCAGCAGGAGCCUGGGCCCAUCCCCACUUGGACCAACUAGGGUCCCAUCGCGCACUCAUCCAGACCGUGGAUGAGUUCAAAGUUGAAUUCCUGGCGGCAUUUGGAGACCCGGACGCCACCAGAGCAGCGGAGCGGAAGAUCACUUCCCUCACCCAAUCCGGCACUUGUGCCGAAUAUAUUACUAAGUUCCGCACGCUGCAAAUGGAACUUGACUGGAACGACGCCGCACUUUGCGGCCAAUUUGCGCGCGGACUUCACUGGGAGGUCCAAAGACAGAUUGCCACAAGGGAAAGGCAACCCCGUACCCUGAGGGAGCUGCAAGAUGCUGCCCUCAUUAUUGACAACGCCCUCCGUGAGGAAAGAGCCAGCCACCCGCAACAGGGUAAUAAGUCUGGCAAAUCUUCUACCACCCCCAACCGGGGGGCGAGUACCGACCAACAGGCCACCAAAACCGGCCCUCUCUCUUCCAACCCCAACUACGUAUCGGAAGAAGAACGUAACCGCUGCCACGCAGAAGGCCUCUGUGUGAAAUGCGGAAGGGCCGGACACAAGUUUGCCGAGUGUAGAACCGGCUGGAAGGCUACCCCAAAGGAGGACAAGGGGAAAGCCAAGGAAACCGCCAAGAUUGGCAAAGACUCUGACUCCCAAUUGGGAAAAGAAAAUCAACCGCUAUUCACCAUUCCAAUUAAACCAGAGAAGCAAGCGGAACCACUAGAAGUCCUGAUUGAUUCAGGCGCCACGUCCUCAUUCAUGCACCCACGCACCGCGGAAUCACUCCACCUUCCACUCAUUGACCUCUCCACUCCCCGCACCGUUACAAUGCUCGAUGGGUCAAGCCCCCAGGCUGGUAAAAUCUGGAAAAAGGCUACUCUAACCUUCUCCUUGGAUGGUAAACAAAUGACCAAGACCUUCCUGAUCUGCAAUACAGGGUCUCACGCCGCCAUCCUGGGAUUGAAAUGGCUAAACAACCAUAAUCCGGAAAUCGAUUGGAAUCUACGCACGCUCUCCUUCCCCCACACGCCACCAGAACAUGUGGCAAUUGCCGAAGAGGAAGAAGCUGACAAAAAUCCCCUCAAAGGAGUACCCCCUGAAUACCAUCAGUACGCCAAGGUAUUUGGGGAAGAAGAAUUCAACAAGCUUCCUCCGCACAGGCAUUACAAUAUUGGUAUAGAACUUACAGAAGAAGGCCCCUUGAACUUGCCCCUGUACAGCAUGACCAAUGCCGAGUCCAUCACACUCAAGGACUGGCUCAGGGACGAGCUCAAAGCUGGGAAGAUCCGCCCCAGUAAAUCGUCAAUCAGCUCCCCUGUUAUGUUCGUACCCAAAAAGGAUGGUUCCCAUUGA